Rhipicephalus sanguineus (brown dog tick) is the source of this 391-nucleotide messenger RNA. RefSeq lists its product as uncharacterized. The transcript has 5 exons. The record is from RefSeq and is a predicted model, not a curated record. Lineage: Eukaryota; Metazoa; Arthropoda; Arachnida; Ixodida; Ixodidae. Bases 62 to 391 code for a protein of 109 amino acids.
GUCUGCUUCAGUCAGUGGGUGGGUGUUGUGUAUCUCCCAUCUGGUAUUGUGUGGUGGCACCAUGGUCUUCAGGACGGAAAUCGCUGUCGUCUACGGCGCGGCUGCUUUGGUGGCUGUGCUGCAUUUAUGUGCUGCCGGCGUAUCUACUUGCACAUCGGACUCUGACUGUUCCGGUGGCCAGCGCUGCGUCGAGCACUUCAACAUGUCUGUGAACGCCAACUGUGACAGCUACAAAUACUGUAUCAGCGUAUCCGACACAUCCUGCUCCUGUUCUGAUGGCUACACCUGCCGCCUGAAGGAUUGUCCGAGCUCUCCCUACGAAUGCAAGUUGCAGAUUCAUUUCUUAUCCUGGAUUCAUUUCAUAUCCUGGACGCCAAAUGUGGAACACUGA